Molecule: messenger RNA, 1635 nt
Organism: Tetrahymena thermophila SB210
Lineage: Eukaryota; Ciliophora; Oligohymenophorea; Hymenostomatida; Tetrahymenidae
Exons: 1
Source: RefSeq, a predicted model, not a curated record
AAUAUAACAAUUAAAUUUAUAAAAACAGAACAUUCAUAAAUAAUAUAGUUAUAGCUAGGUAUAGAAAUGGAAAUAGAGAAUGUAUAGAAUAUAGGGAUGAACUAGCUAUCUAGUUGCUCGUCUUAGUGGUCGAUCCAUUCGUUUGAUUCAAACCCAUCUUCUAUAACUCAAUCAAACUAAAUAUUUAGCGGUCUUUUAUAAAAGAGUAGAGAUAAUAAAUUUGAAACAGAUAAUAUUAUUGGAGGUAAUCUAAGUACUCCCUAGAGCGAGUAAAAAAAGAAAAGAAAAUAUAUAAAAAAAUCUAUAGAAAAGUUUCUAUCUCUAGGUAAAAAAGGCAGCUCUGAAAUUAUAUCUGCACAUGAAAUAGAAAGCAAAAGGAGUUUGAGUAUCACUCCAAUUUAUAAUCACAUCACUGAGAAGAUAGAUUUUAUUCUUAUUGGAGGAGAUUUUUUUUAUAAGUUAAAUUUAAGCGAAGAAGAGAGGGAUUUAUUAAACUCUUUACAGAAAAAUCAGUAGAACUUUUAAAGUGAAGAAGAAAAGAAUUCUGCAUUGUAGCUUAUUUAACAUACUCCAGAAAUCAUGAAUUAAUACAAAGAAAUUUUAGAAAUAUAAAAACAUGAUAAAUAUCUUUUAGUAAGAAUGUCAAACAAGAUAGAUGGGCUUAAAGAAUUUUAAAAUUUGAUUUCUUAACUCAACUAAGCUAGUUAAAUUUUAGUUGGUGAUCCCAUCCUUCAUCCUUUGAUUGAAUUAUAAAAAAUAAUCAAAGGCUGUCAAGGCUGCAUAUAAAGUAUCAUUUAAAGCUACUAAAAUGAUAAUGAGCGUUUACUUACAAAACAAGAAAAGAGAAACUAAUUUAUUGAAAAGGCUAUUAAAGGUUUAAUAAAAUCUAAAAAAUUAUUUUAAACCUAAAACGAUGCCUUUUGCUAAGAGGUAUUCACGGUAGGAUUUAUUAGCAUUGAUUUCACUUAAUGCAUUCCUGUUUUAAGGAAAAUUCUAUAUAGCAGUCAGUAUAUUAACAUAAUGGGUUGUACUCUUGAUGAAGCUGUAACUUAAUUUAUCAGAUAAGGUAUAAAAGAAAUGUAUGAUUUGAAAACUAGAAUGAAAAUUUAAUAAGCAUAUAUAUAGAAAGUUUUAUAAUCCAAUUCUGAUUCUCCUAUUAUAAUAUAAGAAAUGAAUAUUCUUACUUUCGAUAACAUCUCAAUAUAAUGUUCUGGAGAAGUCAGUCUCAUACCAUUAGAUAUUCCUACCUAAUUAAAGUACAACGAGUCUAAUCCAAAUGAAAAUCUUUUAGAGUAAGCCUAUUUGCUCAAAUUAAAUGUGCCAAAGAAUAUUUACAAUUAAGUAGACCUUUACCGUAAAAGUCUAAAGCAAGGCUAACAGCAAUACUCUUCUUCAUCUUUAUUAGAACAAGAAGAAUUUAGAUACUCAAUUUAAAGUUAAGUAUUUAUAGAAAAAUUUUAUCAAAAUUAGUAAGAAAGUUAAGAUAUUGAAAUUGAAAACAAUGAAAAUUUACCAACAAGCUAAAAUAUUUACUCCUAGGCAUAAUGCGAAUCAAAAUCCUCUUCUGAGUAGCAUAACAACUCUGAAGAAGAUCAAACUAAAAGCUCAAGGUGCAAAUUCAAGCUUAUUUCCUGA